Thermothelomyces thermophilus ATCC 42464 is the source of this 2890-nucleotide messenger RNA. RefSeq lists its product as uncharacterized. Bases 143 to 2467 code for a protein of 774 amino acids. Gene Ontology annotation, biological process: mitochondrion inheritance. The record is from RefSeq and is a predicted model, not a curated record. Lineage: Eukaryota; Fungi; Ascomycota; Sordariomycetes; Sordariales; Chaetomiaceae. Gene Ontology annotation, cellular component: mitochondrial inner membrane. The transcript is spliced from 3 exons.
CGACGACUACCUUCGCAGGAGAUCUCGAGCCCGCAAACGGGCGCCGCUUUUGAUACAAUACGAAAUAAUCGGUGAUUCACCUUGACAAUGGCCUGAAAAGCUUACGCACGAGGUCACAGUGCGGCAGCAUGUCUUUUCAACAAUGACCUCUAGCGCAUUCACGACCCAGCUGGGCCGCCGGUUCUGGGGCUCGAUCCGCGAUUCCGUCAACGUCCUCGCCGCGAGACUCCCGACCCGCCGGCCGCUGCCGGACCAGCCAUCAGCAGCGCAGCCCUUCUUUUUCAACACAUCACGCGGCCGGGGCAAUCGGUUUUCACAUUCCGGCCGAUCCUUCUUCCAGCACCCUUCCCCCAGGAUAUCGCCCCAAAACGUCCGCAGAAGCUGCACCUCGGGCGGCCUCCUACUCUUGGGACUGGGAUCUAGCCCGUCCUCGACAAGCGCGGUUGUGGCAACAUGUACGGCGGCGGCGGAUUCGGCCCUUGCCAGGGGCGCGGGGCAGAGGGCAACACUCAGCCACCUCGCCCGGCAGAUAUGGCUCCAGAGCCGGCAAGCCAGGCACGGCCCAGGGCACGUUGUCGCGCCUGGGAGGAGAGCCAGCAGCUCCAAGACGAGCGCCCACGGCGACAAGAAAGCGGAGUCUCCUCCCGAAAAACAACCUGAGCCACCACAGCAACCACCCGCUAAACCACCCGCUAAAGCACCGGGGGCCGAGCCCUCCGAACAGGAAACCCUGGCCGACUCAAUGUCCAAAUACUUGCACCUCCCGAAAAUGCCACACAGGCCGACAAAGGAAGAGCUUCUGGCAGCCGCUAGCGGAUUCGGCCAACGCCUGAAAGUCCGGUUCAAGUGGUUUUCAAUCAGGAGCAUGCGGCCGUGGAAUGCCGACGAAUGGGGCGCUUUCCUCUCCUGGUUCCUCUUCGGGCACAUUGUGUGGAUUUUGGUCGGGACCACAACUUUUUUCUCCAUCGUCAUUCUCACCAUCAAUACGGUGUUUGCGCAAGAAACUCUUGCCAAGUGGGUCGGCGACUACCUAACCCAAUCGGCCGGCUUGACGGUCGUGUUUGAAUCGGCGAUCGUUCCAAAGUGGAAAGACAACGUCAUCACGUUCCGUAAUGUCUUCGUCUCUCGACGGCCUGGUCAGGUGAAGUCCACGGUGACAAAGGGGUCCUCUAACGCUGCGGCGGAAGCAGCUGCCGCAAGGAAGGCAGGCCAAGAGGCGGCCACCGAGGAGGACGACGACGGCAAUUACACGCAGUUUGAUCUCACCAUUGACACGGUCAACGUUACGUUAUCGUUUAUCAAGUGGUGGAACGGCAAGGGUCUCCUGAAGAAUGUCGAGGUCAAGGGUGUCAGAGGCGUGGUGGACAGGACAUCGGUCAAAUGGAGCCCGGAGCCCGUGGAUCCGCUCUCAUACCGGCACGAGCAUAACCCCGGUGAUUUCGAACUGGACUACUUCAAGCUGGAAGACCUGUUGGUGACCGUUUACCAACCAGGCGGUUUCCGCCCAUUCUCCGUCUCCAUUUUCUCCUGCGAGCUCCCACAGCUGCGGAAGCAAUGGCUCUUCUAUGACUUCCUGUCCGCCUCGCAUAUGUCGGGUUCUUUCGACGGCUCCCUGUUCACUAUCCACCCUCGACAGAUACACGGCAUCUCCUCCGCUGGUGACCGGCGACAGGAUGAGUUCGGCGACCCCUCUGUCUGGAAGAAGUUCUCCCGCUUACGCAUCGACGGGCUCAAGAUCGACCACCUGAACCGCGGCGUGGAGGGGCCGUUCGGCUGGAUCUACGAAGGCAACGUCGAUCUUGUUGCCGAUAUCAUGUUCCCCACCGAUCCCGCAGAGGGCAUCGGCAAGGUCGUAGCUGAGUUCUACGACAAGAUGGAAGAAGCUGUAACCAGUAACCGCUACCUCAAGAUCCUCGAGGCCACGGGCAACCGCAGCCGCAGUUCCGAACCAGAUGUCGCCGACGACUCGAGCUCAGAUGUCAUCUUUGAUGGCAGCCAACGCAGUCAUGAGGACGAUAUCUCUCCCUCCUCUCCCCUUGAAGAAGCCCUCUCCUCCACUGCUACGGCCAGCCCCCAAGUUGACGAAAAAGAGAACCCCUCUUAUCUAGUCAUGGACCUCCGCAUCCACCUCAACGAUGUGCGCGCCGCCGUCCCGCUCUUCAACAACCCGCACAUCAGCUACGUCAACCAGGCGCUGGUGCGGCCCAUUGUGGCCUACAUCAACGCCAAGCACACCUACAUCCCCGUCAACUGCCGCAUCGUCAAGCGCCUCACCGACUUUGACGGCUCGUGGACCGUCUGGGACUGCGGCCUCAUGGACGACACCAGCGCCGAGGUGUACGCUGCCUUUGCCCGCAGCGUCGAGGACCAGCAGAGCCGCGUGCGCAGGUUCAAGAGGGUCGGGCUGUGGACCAUCAGCCUCGUCGUGCACGCGCUGUUGGCGGGGGUGGCGGGCGAUCUGAUGUGAGGGUGUGUUUUUUUUUUCUGGACACUUCUGCGCCGCCUUGAUUCGGUGGUUUUUCCAAGAUCAUGGGUGUUCUCCCGUGAUCCUCGAGUAUUGUGUGAUAUAUAUGUUGAGUGUAGUCUGACGUAUACUAAGAUCGGAGGGGCGGCUUUCAUACACAAAAAGGAAAAAGCGGGGGGGUUGGUUCUGGUGGGUUGUGAUGGCGAUUUCAUUUGGUUGCAUGGAAAGAGCAAAACGGCGUUGCGGUUUGAUGCCUUCUGUUAAUUCAUGACGUUCUUGGUGCGAGAAGGAGGCCACUCCCUACUACCUACGAAACCGAUUUGUGCUGAAUACUAUCAUGAGAUAGUGUCACGGGAUAGACACCAUCGCGGAAUAGGCGACAGGUCUGAUACUCGUUGUUGUACAUAUAAACAUACUCCCAGGCAG